Diaporthe batatas is the source of this 216-nucleotide messenger RNA. RefSeq lists its product as uncharacterized. Bases 1 to 216 code for a protein of 71 amino acids. NCBI's taxonomy places the organism in Eukaryota, Fungi, Ascomycota, Sordariomycetes, Diaporthales, Diaporthaceae. The record is from RefSeq and is a predicted model, not a curated record. The transcript is spliced from 2 exons.
AUGUCCAAGAAGUCAUGGCGCGGCUGCGGCAAACAUAUCCCGGCCGCCAUGUCCGGGGUCCCGGAGGACGAUUGGUGCUCAUGUGACCCCAAGGUUGAGGUCGAUGGCAAGGCGUACCCCCCUGCCGCCCGCGUGGCUAUCCCUGGGGCGUCCUGGCUGAGCGGACUCGUCGGGGGCGGCGGUGGGCAGAAGAAGGAGGGGAGGGAUGAGCUAUGA